AUGUCGAACAAAGGAGGUGUUGUCUGUGCUGGUACAAUAGUUAUAGACAAAGUUGUCAUUGUUGAUCGAUGGCCGUUAGAAAAUUCUUUAUCAAAUAUUCAUUGUGAAAUAAAAACAGGUGGCGGCGGUCCGUUUAAUAUUGUUAAAGAUCUACGUGCAAUGGAUAUAAAUCUACCAUUAGCAAUCGUUGGUCUAUUAGGAAAUGAUGAUAAUGGUCAAUGGUUAAUAAAUGAUUGUAGAAAAUCUAAUAUUGAUAUUAAUCAAUUACAUAUAACUAAAGAUAAUACACCAACAUCGUAUACAUAUGUAAUUAGUGUUGAAUCAACAGGUCGACGAACAUUUUUUAAUCAACGUGGUACAAAUGCAUUAUUGACUGAUAUUCAUUUUGAUUUUAAUUAUUUUGUAAAUAAAAAAUCUUAUAAUUUAUUUUAUCUUGGUUAUUUAACAAUACUUAAUGAAUUAGAUCGUUUUAUUGAUAAUGAAACAAUUGCAGGAAAAGUUCUUAAACAAGCAAAAGAAUAUGGUUUCGAGACUAUUGUUGAUUUUGUUACGGGACAUAAUAUUUUCUAUUCAAAAAUUGCAUUAUUUACAUUACCUUAUGUUGAUCAUUUAAUAAUAAAUGAAAUUGAAGCAGGAUUUAUUCUUAAUCAAACAUUUGAACAAGUAACUAUUUCACAAAUUGAACAAGCAGGAAGAAUAUUAAUGGAAAAAUAUGGUGUACAACGAUCAGUGACAAUUCAUUUUGAUCAUGGUGCUGUUUGUGUUAGUCGUGAAAAUAAUUCAAAUUUUGAAUGUUUUAUACAAGGUUCACUUUGUUUACCUAAUGGAUUUAUUAAAGGUGCUGUAGGAGCUGGAGAUGCAUUUGCUGCUGGUAUUAUUUAUGGACUCUAUCAAAAAUGGCCUAUUCAAAAACGAUUAAUAUGUGCUGUUUGUGUUGCAGCAAUGUGUUUAAAAGAUGAAACACCAUAUGCUGGAGUUGAAAAUAUUGAAGAAUGUAUGAAAUUAACAGAUGUAUUUGAAUUUCGAAAAUUAGAAGCAACAUCACGUAUUAAAGAUUCUUAA
Adineta steineri is the source of this 1062-nucleotide messenger RNA. Lineage: Eukaryota; Metazoa; Rotifera; Eurotatoria; Adinetida; Adinetidae. The record is from the annotation of a GenBank genome assembly.